CUGCAAUCUUAUCAGAUGUCAGGAGAGAAGAAGACACCUAGAUUAUCUAGCUGUCGUGCGAAGAAACAUUUCAUAGAUGGAAAGGAGAAAGUAAGAAGUACGUGAUCGAGUCCUGGCUCGCUGCGCCAAGCGCGAAGAUGAUUCGUGCGCUCGCUUUCCUCGUUAUUUCAAUUCUUUCUCCGAACGGCUUCGGAGGAGUGUUGUGCACUGCGACGAGCCGCAAAGAUGUUGCUGUCAGCUGGAAAUGGGAGUUUAUGAAUGCUUCGUUCCCGAUCAUGUUUGGUCAGGUCUGCCACAGCUACACUAACGGCAGUACACAAGAGGAUCAGCUACUGGUCUACGCUGGCUAUCAUCAAAGCGGGCCUAGCAAUGACCUGUAUCGGUACGACUUUCCCAAAGGACAGCUGUACGGAGUCAUACAGCACGGCGUGCCCGGAGGAAGCAUUCCGUUUGGACGCGGCGGUGCGGCUUCCAUCCUGAACCCGAGCAAGAGGACGAUGAUGGUGUUCGGCGGGUCUCAGUCGCCCGCAGAAGCGCUUGAUGACACGUGGGAGUUGGAUAUCGGCACGUUCACUUGGACGGAGUACACGGCGGGUGCUGGACAGGGUCCGUCACGGCGUUAUGCUUCCAGCACUGUCUAUGUACCCGAGAUGGACUGUGCACUUCUGUUCGCAGGUUCUUUCUGGAAGGAGCGACUCUACUACAACGACCUGUGGUGUUAUUCCUUCUCUACACACAAAUGGACGGCGCGUGUACCGUCCCUGGGCAGCUCACCGGCCCCACGCUUUGGUCACACGGCCGUCUACUAUGACGGCUACAUGUACAUCUAUGGCGGUGGCGGAAACUCAGAUGUUGACUUCACGGAUGUGUGGGCAUUCAGCAUUGGCAAGCACGAGUGGGGUGAAGUGUUGAGUCAGCCGCCCCCAGGACGUGCAUGGAUGCGCAGUGUCCUCAUCGACGCUCACUGGGUGGUUGUCGGCGGAGCCAGGAACUCCACUGAUAACAUAGAGGUGUGGCGUUGGCCAAUCAGUCCGUCAGCCGCGCUUGGAAGCUGGCAACAGGUUGACAUGGCCGGUGUGGAGUUAGUGGGACGUGAGUCUCAUUGUCUGCUGAACCACCGCAAUGGCAGUGCCGUGUACAUGCUGGGUGGAUAUAGCUAUGAACGCAAAGGUUCUCUGGCCGAGUUUGUCAGAUUCUUCUACUAGAAGCCGAUGAAGUCUGAGUUUACAUUUCGUCAUGCGAAGAUUUUCUGCUGUAUCCACCUGGAACUCUUGUACUUUGAAGCACUUUUGCAUUUGGUCAAGAGCAUUUCGUGCUGUUUGAUUCUACUCAUUACAUUUCCAUCGCUUUUUCUCCUUACAUGUACAUGUAUUUCUCCUUACAACUCAAGCUUCAUUUUGAAAAUGAAAUCCUAAAAGCGCACGAGAUGAUUUUAAUGAUA
Sycon ciliatum is the source of this 1441-nucleotide messenger RNA. Its product is annotated as ras guanine nucleotide exchange factor F-like. NCBI's taxonomy places the organism in Eukaryota, Metazoa, Porifera, Calcarea, Leucosolenida, Sycettidae. Bases 138 to 1205 code for a protein of 355 amino acids. The transcript is spliced from 7 exons. The record is from RefSeq and is a predicted model, not a curated record. Gene Ontology annotation, molecular function: protein binding.